Molecule: messenger RNA, 1169 nt
Organism: Juglans regia (Persian walnut)
Lineage: Eukaryota; Viridiplantae; Streptophyta; Magnoliopsida; Fagales; Juglandaceae
Product: probable isoprenylcysteine alpha-carbonyl methylesterase ICMEL1
Exons: 8
Coding region: 27-584 (185 amino acids)
Source: RefSeq, a predicted model, not a curated record
AUUGUUCAAGAUGCUUUAUCAAGCCUAUGCCAAAAUUACUUGGAGCUUCUAAUCAUUUAUUUUUAUUCAGGGUAGGUUACAGAUGGAUUACAAGAUUUCUUGCCCUUGGUUGUCACUCCUUACUACUUUUCCCAGGUUUUCUUCAAGUUGGAUAUUACUAUUUCUUCUCCAGUCAAGUUCGCAGAAGCAUAUUUUAUGGUGAUCAGCCAAGAAAUAGGCUGGAUCUGUAUCUACCCAAAAAUAGUGAUGGGCCAAAGCCAGUCAUUGCUUUUGUAACUGGUGGAGCCUGGAUUAUUGGUUUCAAAGCAUGGGGUUGCCUUUUAGGACAACAGUUAUCAGAAAGAGACAUCAUAGUGGCAUGCAUAGAUUACAGGAAUUUCCCCCAAGUGACCAUGAGUGAUAUGGUAACGGAUGCAUCACAAGGUAUCUCAUUUGUGUACAAAAAUAUUGCUGAUUAUGGAGGGGAUCCUGAUAGGAUUCCCAUCAGUCAGCUGGUGCACAUAUUGCUGCUUGAACAGUCUUGGAGCAGGCAAUUAAAGAAGGCGGUGAGGGAGAAAGCACCUCUUGGAGUGUCUCCCAGAUAAAGGCUUAUUGGGGUUUAUCUGGAGGGUACAAUUUGUUUAAUCUAGUAGAUUACUUCCAUAAUCGAGGUCUGUACCGUUCCAUUUUUUUAAGUAUAAUGGAAGGGGAACAAUCCCUGCUACGAUUCUCCCCUGAAGUAGUGGUGCAGGAUCCAAACAUUAGAAAUGCUGUUUCCCUCUUACCACCUAUUAUUUUAUUUCAUGGUACUGCAGAUUACUCCAUACCUUCAGAUGCCAGGUCUGAAUUUCUCUGGAAUGAAUUCCAUUAUUGCAUAUGAUUACAUUUAAAUUCAAAUGGUGCAUUAGGUUCAUUUGGCUGUUGAGAUUAGUUUCUAUUGCUGACAUUCUUGCUUCAAAGUAACAGUACUCACUACACUAGUGUCAAAUUUGUUAAAGAUAUGACUGAAUGACUGAACUCUUGAUUGAAGAUGGGGAUUUUUAUGAAAAAAAAUAUAUUUUCAAGCUCUUGUCCGAACUUGAGACUCAAUGAAUGUAAUAGGGUCUAUUUUAUAUAUUUAUCGCUCUCCCAGAACUUGACCUUGAACUGGUCUUUUCUUUUAUCACUCUCCCUCUCAUGUAGCGGGCUUA